CAGUUUUCGCAGAACCUUCUUAUAAUGUCAUUCGUUCAAUUUAUUUUUCUGUCAUCAUUCAUUUUAAUAGUGAUGUGCCACGUCCUAGAAAAACGGCAUGUCGAUUUCCAAGAACGGUUUAUGGAGAGACGAAGACAACGACAAAUAAAGGACCAAGAAGCAUUACUCAUGGAAAACAAAGACUUAAGUGAUAUUGAAGUUGUGAACGAAGUCACACAUUUCUUGAAAAGGGGCAACAAAUCUUCUAAAAAAUGGAAGAAAAUUGAAAUGCUUGAGCGAGAUUUUAGACACUUACUAGCAAUGGAUGGUAUGAAGUAUCAUUAUAAACGUGACUUCUAUUGGAGAACUUGGCGUUCAGUUGCCUCUUACGGUGGUACUGAAAGAAUUGUGUGUUACAAAUGUAAUAAUAUCGUUCAGGCGCCAGGAUGCCAAAGUUGUGGGAUGUGGACGAUUGAGGAAACACCCCCGCCAUGUCCUUACGAGUUUUUCUCAGUGAUCACUGACAAGUUACUAUGUGGAGCCUACUAUACUCAGUACACAGACAUAUACACUACUUGUCCAAGCAUCAUCAACUUCUCCGAUUUGACAGCUACGUGUGACAACCCUAUUGAGACCAAAUGGCGUUUCACCAAAAUGUAUGGUAUGCCAGAGAAUCAGAGAAAUAAGCAUAUUAUUUGUGGAAAUCAAGAUUCUUGCGAGAUUACUACGUCUUAUGAGAUAACCCCAAAUUAUGUUAUAUUCAGGAUAAUUAACUCAACAAAUGACGUUAUUUAUUCACGAAUUAUGAAACCAAACUACACAAACUACAUUUGCAUAGACGAUUGUGGCCGUUUCAACCAAAACACGAAAAAAGUCGGAAACAUUGACAUACCGUUAAAAUUAAACCUCCUCACUCCAAAACUGAAUGAAAAUAUUGAAGAAAAAAUACCGGCACAGAGUAAAAAUAAUUUUCUGAUUGAAUUGAAGCAUACUCCAUCAAUGCCAUUGCGAAGUGAAGCUGUUUUCAGUAAUUUCCCGCCAUUUGAAGUCAACAGAAUACCAAAGUCAGUUGUCAGUCCGAAUAUUUUUCAUAAAAAUCUAUUUGAACAUAGAAUUAAAUCAAGAGUAAUGAAAAGACAGCAAAAUAAUUUAGAUUUACAUGAAUAUAUACAAAAGCAUUUUUUUCCCAAAUACAAGUUAUUUAGAUGGCAUGAAUUGAAUUCAACAUCGAAUUCUUUUGAAGAUGGGUCGUUGAACUCGUCAGGACAUCAUUGUAAAGUUUCUCGGUGGCAGAAAGAGGAAACAACGAUUACCAGCAUACAAUAGUAAAAAAAACUAGUUUUACAAUAUAAUAUACUUUAUUUAAGGCACAAUAUUUAUUUUAGAUGCAAAAUAAAAUGUUUUACAUGUUGUUUUUAUAAAACAUUACACGUAAUUUUACUUAACUAAUUUAUUAUUCUAACUUUAAGGCCGGCAUCACACUUGGGACAAAUACAAUGAGAAUUUUAUCUAGGCUUUACACAAAUAUUUAUUUCAAUAAGUGUGACGCUAGCAUACAUUUUUUAUACUUAAAUACA
Messenger RNA from Spodoptera littoralis (African cotton leafworm), 1556 nucleotides. The record is from the annotation of a GenBank genome assembly. Lineage: Eukaryota; Metazoa; Arthropoda; Insecta; Lepidoptera; Noctuidae.